This is a messenger RNA of Ictalurus punctatus (channel catfish), 2765 nucleotides long. Its product is annotated as gastrula zinc finger protein XlCGF49.1. The transcript has 2 exons. The record is from RefSeq and is a predicted model, not a curated record. Gene Ontology annotation, biological process: regulation of transcription by RNA polymerase II. Gene Ontology annotation, cellular component: nucleus. Bases 555 to 1157 code for a protein of 200 amino acids. Lineage: Eukaryota; Metazoa; Chordata; Actinopteri; Siluriformes; Ictaluridae. Gene Ontology annotation, molecular function: RNA polymerase II transcription regulatory region sequence-specific DNA binding; DNA-binding transcription factor activity, RNA polymerase II-specific.
GUGUGUGUGGGUUAGAUUAUUCUUAUCUUAAUAGUUUAUUUCAUCUGGGUUUUUUCUUCAAAGUAAUGAUUGUAUUGCAGCAAGAGAAGUCUCUCAAAACGCAAAAAGACAGUUUAUUUUUGGGGUGAGAAUGAGACUUCUAAUACUAAACAUCCUCUCAAGCGGCGCUGGAAGGUGUUGCUGUGUUCUCUUAAUAUGACAAAAUACAUCCAGCUGUUAACUAAAUCACUGACGACUGGAUCCUUCCCACUCCUGUCCAGUAGGUGGCGGAAUGCACAAUAUAAGUUUGUUCGCCCACCGCCAAAACAUUCCAGAAGAAGAAGACGAAUCAGAAUCGUUUGGCGCGGGUUUCUUGUCUGUGUUUAAUUUAAACCGUUUUUGUUUUCUUUUUCAUCAUUUCGCGCUAUCGUGUUUUUGUUUGUAGUAUUUUCAGUUUUCCUUCUGCCGAAGUCUCAUUUGAUUGUAGAACGCUGUAGUUCUUUAUUCUAAAGACAGCAAGCGGGGUCCAUCCCCAUCGGAUCCGCCUCCAAAUAAUCCAGUGCUCUUCCACUAAGAUGUAUCACUGCUCCCAGUGUGGGAAGAGUUUUACUCGUCAGUGGCAUCUCCACCGACACAAGCUCAUCCACACAGGUGAGAAGCCGUAUCACUGUUCGCUGUGUGAGAAGAGUUUUACUCGUCAGAGUGGUCUCCGACAUCAUGCGUACAUUCACACAGGAGAGAAGCCAUAUCAUUGUGGACAGUGUGGGAAAAGUUUUACUCGUCAGAGUCAUCUCAAAAUACACAAGCGUAUCCACACAGGAGAGAAGCCAUAUUGCUGUGGACAAUGUGGGAAAAGUUUUACUUGUCAGGGUCAUCUCAAAAUACAUGAGCGCAUUCACACAGGAGAGAAGCCGUAUCAUUGUGGACAGUGUGGGAAGAGUUUUACUUGUCCGAGUACUCUCAAAAUACACGAGCGUAUCCACACAGGACAGAAGCCAUAUUGCUGUGGACAAUGUGGGAAAAGUUUUACUUGUCAGAGUAAUCUCAAACAACACGAGCACAUUCACACGGGACAGAAGCCGUACUUCUGUGGACAAUGUGGGCGGAGCUAUACUACUUCAACUUCAUUAAGGAUGCACAAGUGCUCUAACAUAAAGCCGUCAGAUUUUGUAUCUUAAUUUGACGAAUUCACACGUUUUUAAUUUUCAUUUUUUAAAGAGGUAAAGAGAUUCAGGCAUAAAACUGUAGUAUAUUAUUUGUCAUGGAUUGUAGUAUUCUGUUGCUUGGGACAUUACUUACUCUCUGGGUUUUAGCAGAAUUCAUGAUUUUAUGUUGUUUUCCCCCCAAACGCUACAAUAUCAAGCAUGGAAUACACAUUUAACCAGUGGGAAUGCCCACUUUAAUCAACCAAUCCAGACCUCUGAGUGAGACACAUGACUCGGACAUCUCCCUCUAACGUAAGACUUUUCAUUUUAAAUGAUUUGUAAAUGCGAGCUAGAAUUUGUUUUAUAAAAUGUCAUGUGUGUACUAUCGAACUGGACACCUUUCCAAGCCAACAGAAGAUGGUUUUGUUUACGGGCAAUUUGAAGAGAUAAUUCUUGUCCAAGUUGCUCCAUCUUUGCAGCGUCCAUUUAACUAUAGCUAACUCCACUGUAUGGCCAGAAGUAUGGGGAUGCCUGACCACCACACCCAUAUAUGCCUUUUGAACAUCCUCUGAUGGAACGGUAUCCAGUCCAUGGUCCCUUGAGCCCAGUGUUUGAUAUAGUUUUCAGAUUUACUGCAACCCUGACCAGGAUACACAAUAAGAUCAAUGAAUGGAUUUUUGUUGCAUAUAUGUUUCUUUAAGAAAUAAGAAAAUGUUUGUAUGACCUGCAAGUCUUCGAAUUUUUACUGCAGGAUCACUGUCACAACCGUGCAUAUACAGUGAAUGGAGCAUUGUGAGAGUCCAUUACCAGGGGUCUGGGUUUGAUGACUCCUUCACUUUAGUAAAUCACUUGUUUAAUAAAUCAGCAAGUUUAUACUUUCCUUAUUAAUCAACAAAAACUCUUCUUAAUGCAAAUCAUAAAUGGGUUUUCUCAUAGUUGUGUAAUUUCCUGUGUUGUAAUAAAAUGUGAAAAACUAUAUUUAUAAAUCUUUAGAUGCUUUGCUUGGACACUCGCAGAUAAACAUAUGCAUAUUAAUCAUUCAUGUUUCUCCAACUUGAAUAAAGCUUACCUGUGUGAUAUUUUGUGCUCUUUUUCAUAGAAGAUCAGGUUGCCUUUCAUCAGCUGCUGAAAAGCCAGUUGUCCCAAGUUUGAGGAGCAGUUCUUUAUCACGCUCCAUCUUCUUUGAGUACUAUUCUCUUAUGAUGUUUGUCUAAAUGAUCAGGAAGUGUGUGUACAUUUGAGUCAGAGUCUUGGGGACUCCACUCUCUGCUUCAACCAACAUUCUCUCUAGAACAGUGGCUGAAAUCCAGCAGAAGACUGGGAUGUGGUACAUGAUGUAGAGGCUUCUUAAUGACUUGUGUGAUGAUGUUGUUGUCCAGAAUCUGAUCACUGAUCCACUUCCUGAAGUACUCCUCCUUCUCUGGGUCAUUGAACCCUUGUACGUCGUCUGUGACUCGAUCGACACACUCGGAGGGGAUUUGAUCAGGUGCUGUUGGUUGGGAGGUGAUCCAGAUGAGAGCAGAGGGUAGCAGAUUACCUAAGCAGAACGACAUCCUCAGCGAAUCUUGGCAUAGUGGCUUCCACAGCAGUGUGGGGAAGCAUAACGGAGCUUUUCGGCUGCAACAGGAGGUGGCUGAGUGG